AUGCCCUCUGAGUCUAGCCCUCUUCUCUCCUUUAGCGCCAAAACAAACAAUGAUCUUACCGCUAGUAACCACGGAAUUCUUCGGGAACUUUGGGUUAUCUAUCUAAUAUAUCUCUUUACAGCUAUCUUAGGCACCAUUAGCAUCGGGUCAAAACUUCGUAUCAAAACUGAAAUGAUAUAUAAUUCAAUCUCAUGGGACUCGGCCGAUGUGUUUUCGAAACAAGAUUGUCUAUCAGAUAUUGUGGACUCGCGCGUUACGUGGCUCAGGACGAUUGAAUCAGUCACUCUGGGAUGUUUUUCCGCCCUUUCGACGGGAUAUUGGAGCCAUUUAGCCCAGACGCGCGGUCGCUCUCUCGUACUCUUGAUCGUCUUUCUGGGUCUCGGCUUGAAUGAAUUGAUCUUUAUCCUGGUCAAAUGGUUCGAAUGA
Messenger RNA from Puccinia triticina, 426 nucleotides. RefSeq lists its product as uncharacterized. The record is from RefSeq and is a predicted model, not a curated record. Lineage: Eukaryota; Fungi; Basidiomycota; Pucciniomycetes; Pucciniales; Pucciniaceae. The transcript has a single exon. Bases 1 to 426 code for a protein of 141 amino acids.